Messenger RNA from Truncatella angustata, 1335 nucleotides. RefSeq lists its product as uncharacterized. The record is from RefSeq and is a predicted model, not a curated record. NCBI's taxonomy places the organism in Eukaryota, Fungi, Ascomycota, Sordariomycetes, Amphisphaeriales, Sporocadaceae. The coding region runs from base 1 to 1335 and encodes 444 amino acids. The transcript has a single exon.
AUGUCUUCCCGCAACGAGCCUCUUCGCGUGAGCGGAAUAUACCGCAAUCUGCCGCAGUUUAACUCGAAGGUCACUGGCUUGUCCGCGAUUGUUUGUGGUGCAAGCGGAAUAUCUGGUUUCCAUGCCCUGCGCGCCUUGCUUGAUACCCCUCGCUGGUCCUCCAUCUUCAUACUAUCACGUUCCCCUUUGUCAGAUAAAGCGAAGGCCUUUCUCACUGAAGAGCAGCUUUCUCGCAUCACCCAUGUGUCCGUUGAUCUCCUGUCGUCAGCUGCUUCUAUCGCCCGAGAUCUGCGGCUCGCCCAUGUCAAGGCAGACUACCUCUUUUACUACGCAUAUCUGCAGCCCAAGUCGGUGAUCGACCCCAUGAGUCCAGGAGCAGUCAAGGAAUUAAUCGAAACCAACGUUCCGAUGUUUCAAAACCUGCUGGAUGCACUACCUUUGGCGGAUACCAUACCUCGACGGAUCUUGAUGCAGACUGGAGGUAAAAAUUACGGUAUGCAUGUUGGGCGUGUGCGCACGCCUUUGGUCGAGUCCGACCCUCAGCCACGUCACAUCGCAGACAACUUCUACUAUCAUCAAGAAGAUGCCAUGAGAUCAUUCUGCGAGAAGUUCCCUGGUACUGCGUGGAAUAUUGUCCGGCCAUUUGGCAUCGUUGGUUCCGCUCCAAAUUCGCCACUCAACAUGUUCAUGUGCUUCGCGGUUUAUGCAAUUGUUCAAGCACAGAAGGGGGAACCAAUCGAAUUUGGCGGUGAUCUCGACGCAUGGCAGUUCGAAGCAGCUCAUUCAACUGCACGACUGACAGGAUACCUGAGCGAGUGGGCUGUCCUCGAAUCUGACUGUGCCAACGAAGCCUUCAACGCUGUUGAUGGAGUGACACUUAGUUGGGACAGAUUUUUCGGGGCCUUGGCACAAUGGUGGGGAGUGUCUCGUGGGGUUGUUGGCCCUGACCUGAACAGUGCCAAGUAUGACAAGGUCAUGACUCUAGGUGGAGCUGACAAAAAUCCCCUGGGUUAUGGGCCGCCAAAGGAAAUGAGGAGACGAUUCACCAUUAGGGAUUGGGCUGAGGACAAGGCCAACGAGGAAGUCUGGGUGAACUUGAUGGACAGGUCUCAGGGCACGCUCACCUGGAAUCCUUUCAAGGAGAACAAAGACGCCAUAUUCAACGGAGACUUUGCAUAUCUCUCAUUCGGCACUGCUUCCCUGAGCAAAGGCAAGAGAUUUGGAUACAACGGUUCUGUAGACACUCUUGAGAGUGUGCAUGAGAUGUACAUGGAGUGCGAGAAGAUGGGAAUGUUGCCAAAGAUGGAACAAGAACUUGCCGAGCCUUUGAUUUGA